Messenger RNA from Somion occarium, 1870 nucleotides. The record is from the annotation of a GenBank genome assembly. NCBI's taxonomy places the organism in Eukaryota, Fungi, Basidiomycota, Agaricomycetes, Polyporales, Cerrenaceae.
GCCCACUCCCAUAAUUAAAUCUGUCCCUCGACCUCCUCGACUUGUCUCCCCUCGAGCAUUUUCCCUGUCACUUUGUCUGUCUGUCAACAGGCCGCUGUCCUACUUUAUGCCCUGGAUUGAGGGUGUUGCAUUGCUUUGUUCAGAUUACGACUUGUACAAGGACCGUUUUGGCCAGCUUCUACAUACACCUAUGCCCUGUGUGAGCACGUUGUGGGAUGAAACAAUUGAAUGCUUUCAAGGUCUAUGAUUACCCCAGAACCCACCAUCAAGACUCGCUAAGCUUAGCUUUCCGAGGUCGCACAUGGGCCUGUCUGUCUACUGUCUCUCGUCCAUGCCGGGUGCCUGAAGCAAAGUUGCAUAUAAAUGGCUUACCAUAUGGUCAGAAGAUGCCAGCGAUAACCGUACAAUCUGUGUGGUUACUUGGCAGAUAUGUUCUCUUCUCUGCUUCUUUCAGGUUUCCUCAUCGCUGUGCAACCGUCGACUUUGGGCCAACGGGCAGAGGUAGAUAGCAUCCUGCUUGAUCCGUCCCUCCUCAUUCCGGGUCGAUCGAAAUGCAACAUUCUGAACGAUAUCAACCCUUUCAUGCCGCUAUCGUGUCAUAACACGACGGUCCAAAAGAAUUUGUGUUGUUUCAACGCUCCAGGAGGUCAUUUUUUGCAGACCCAAUUUUGGGACUACAAAAGCCCGGUUGCUUUUGCAGGACCCAAUAACAGUUGGACUAUUCAUGGACUUUGGCCGGAUCAUUGUGAUGGAACUUUUGACCAGUUUUGUGCACCGGAUCGAGAAGUUCAGAACAUCACCCAGAUCCUUCAGUUGCAUGGUGAGGGCGAGAUUUUGGAUUAUAUGCAUACGUUCUGGAAAGACAACACUGGCAAUGACGAGUCAUUCUGGGAACAUGAGUUCAAUAAGCACGCUACGUGCAUUUCGACCUUGGAACCUGAGUGCAUCCAGAAUUUCAACAACCGGAACGAUGUAGUAAUCUUCAUCAAACGUGUGAUCUCUCUCUUCCAGAUCCUCCCUACUUUCGAGUUCCUGAAACGAAAAGGGAUUGUGCCUAGUUCUACUCAGACUUACAAUUUCACCGAUAUUAUGAAUACUCUGAAGCAGGCUACUGGGAAGACACCCACCAUCAACUGUAACGGGAGGAACAAACAGUUCCUGAAUGAACUCUGGUACCACUUUGAAACUAAAGGAAGCGUGAUUGACGGAAUCUUCACUCACGCAGACGCAGACUCAGACUCGGGAUGCGCAGAUACUGUAUUUUACUGGCCUAAAGGUCUUCCGACGCCUACACCUAUCACUACCUCAUCCGCACCUACACCAACCUCAACCGAAGACAAGGGGAUGAUCCAGGUCUUCACGUCAGCCGGAGCAAACGUAGGCUGUAUACUUUCCAAAGGCACUUGGUCGCAACAGACCUGUGCCACGUUCCGGCCGGUCGCAGGAAGUGUCCCUAGGUCUAUCAAAUUCACGUCUUCGAAGGGUCCUUGUGCUGUUGACGCCACCAAUGGCACUUUGAGCUGCGGUUCGGAUAUUACACUUGCCUCGGAUUUUACGAAUAGUACGACGUCAAGCGGUAGCUUGUUGGCAUACAACGGCAGUUCGUCGUUCUCGUCUGAUGUUGUGCCCACUGGAAUUGUGCAGAGUCCCGUAUUUAUCGGAGACGUGCAUUCGCAGACUUCUUUGCAUUAUCUGAAAUACCGAAGCCAAGACUGACAGAGAGAAGUCCGAGAAGGGCUAGCCAGCAGUGCGAUCUUCGCGUGCCUGCUGUACGUUGAGUGUUACGUCUGAUGUUCGCUUGUGCAUGCUGUCUGCAACGUGUUCCCUGACUUCGACAUCUAGAGCAUAUACCUUUCCUGGGUUCUGCGUC